This is a messenger RNA of Contarinia nasturtii (swede midge), 1113 nucleotides long. Its product is annotated as E3 ubiquitin-protein ligase siah-1-like. The record is from RefSeq and is a predicted model, not a curated record. Gene Ontology annotation, biological process: proteasome-mediated ubiquitin-dependent protein catabolic process; multicellular organism development. The transcript is spliced from 3 exons. The coding region runs from base 97 to 927 and encodes 276 amino acids. Gene Ontology annotation, molecular function: ubiquitin protein ligase activity; zinc ion binding; ubiquitin conjugating enzyme binding. Gene Ontology annotation, cellular component: cytoplasm. NCBI's taxonomy places the organism in Eukaryota, Metazoa, Arthropoda, Insecta, Diptera, Cecidomyiidae.
AAAAUUCAGUAAAACAUUCAAAAAUAUUAUAUUGUAUAUCGUUUUGUCAAUUUCACCAUUUCAUUAAAAAUCGAAGAACAUUUUCUUUUUAAAAAAAUGGCAUCAUCUAUUGAAUCACAAUCAUUAACUAAAUUUAAGUGUAAUUUUUGCAACAAUAUUCCAUCCGAAUUGCAAGUUAAUCGAUGUUCUAACGGCCAUAUUGUUUGCUUGCAAUGCCGUAUUCAGCGUGUAUUCUGCAAGUGUUCGUCCGAUACAUUUGUGAAAAUACCAAAUCCAAUCGUGAAAAUUGUCGGAUCAACCAAAAAAGAAUGCAAGUUUAAGAACGCCGGUUGUAAUUGGGUGAUUUCAAAUGACGGUGAAGAUCAUCACGCUGAAUGUAAAUUUCGACCAUACAAUUGUAUUGGUGCUGCAUUGGGUAUUUGGACUUGCGACUGGAUUGGUACUCAACAAGAGUUUGCCGCUCACAUGAAGGAACAUCAUGUAGAAAAUGGCAAUUUCUUCAAACAUUUUACAAACAGUUUCGUUGAUUUUGAACCGGAUAAGGAAUGUGUCAAAUUCAAUCUGAUCAAUGCGUUCAAUAAAUAUUUUGCCUUUUUGUACUUGAGUCAUUUGGACGAUGAAAAUAUUGUAUUCGUGAUUUAUUUGCUGGGUCGAAAGAUCGACGCUCAUAAGUAUGUUAUUGAUUUCGAGCUGAAGGCAAAUAACAGUCUGCGAAAGGUGAAAUUCAUCGAGGAAUGCUUCACCGAUUCGGACGAUAUUUUGAAGGUUAUAAAGGAUCAUCGUUGUUUUGUUGUACCAAAAACAUUAAUGGAGUCUUAUUCAUCGGAUGGCAAAUUGGAAUUUCGAUUUGUAAUCAAACGCAGAGAUGUCAUGGAAGUGGAAAUCGUAAACCAACAUCAAUUAAUGAACAAUUUAUUGCACUAUUAAUUACUAUCGUCACCAAUGACUAUCCUCAUUUCAUUUGAACAAAUUAUUUAUCCAAAAAACUUCAUUCUUUUAUAACUUUAAGACACAAUCCAAUUAGAUAAUAAGAAUACCAAGAUAACCAUUUUGAAGAAAUAACAUUGUCAAAAAACAAAAAUAAAAACACCUGUCAAAUCGUCGAAAUAAAAA